Messenger RNA from Rasamsonia emersonii CBS 393.64, 501 nucleotides. RefSeq lists its product as uncharacterized. Bases 1 to 501 code for a protein of 166 amino acids. Lineage: Eukaryota; Fungi; Ascomycota; Eurotiomycetes; Eurotiales; Trichocomaceae. The transcript has 3 exons. The record is from RefSeq and is a predicted model, not a curated record.
AUGCCUACUGGUAUUUCAAAUACUAACCACCCCAACAAUAAUCAGAUAGUUGUCAAUUCCCUAUUGGAUGAUGGCAACCACCAGCAAGAUGGUACCGCAUGCAAUGAGGCUGAGAGCCCCUCUAUCGCUGGCAUGGGUCUCCAUCAUUGGAUGUCAGCCAUACUGGGCAUCGAUGUGGCGGUGUUUGUCUCGGUCCAUGAUCGACAUGUCAGGCCCCCAACAUCCCACACGGUCGAGCCGUCCGGUACAUGUCUCGACCAAUCGUCGUCCCGUAUGGGUGAGCCUAGACAGGGCUUGUCGAUCGAAAUCGAGUUGAGUUUGGAUCGCGACAGGGUUCCUCUGUGCUGUCAGAGCCGCAGCCGACCAAAGGCCACCAAUUCAGGGCAAGGGCACUGGAUCCUGGAAUUAGUCUCGAGGGUAGUAUCAGGCAGGGUGUACGGUACGGAGUGCUGUACCAUUGUAACAAUCGGUCUCUGGGCUGAUCUCGAUCAUCAGUCGUGA